This is a messenger RNA of Dreissena polymorpha, 2375 nucleotides long. RefSeq lists its product as uncharacterized. The record is from RefSeq and is a predicted model, not a curated record. Lineage: Eukaryota; Metazoa; Mollusca; Bivalvia; Myida; Dreissenidae. Bases 139 to 1596 code for a protein of 485 amino acids. The transcript has 3 exons.
GAACACCACCGUGACGUCACGCGCACCUGCUAAUAGAAUGUAAACAGCGCUGGUGGGCAAAAGACCGAUAAUCGCCAUAUUGGUUUUCCUUCAUAACAGUACAACUGAUGUUCAGAUUCUUUCAAUUAUAUUUUUGAAAUGGUCCAAUCUUGUGUGGUCGUUGGUUGUACAAAUCGAUGGGAAAAGGGUAGUAGACUUUCGUGGCAUCGUAUCCCAAGCAAAAAUGACCAAGAAAGAAGAAAUAAUUGGCUCUCGUCUAUCAACAGAAAAAACUGGCAGCCAAACAAUCAAGAUCGCGUUUGUGGAAAUCACUUUCUGUCAGGCUGUGCUAGCCACAACAAAGAUGAUCCCGAUUACGUGCCAACAUUGAACAUGGGAUACGAAUUAAUGACAACAUCAACACCUGUUGUUAAAGUUGGACGCUAUGAAAGGGCAACAUCAAGGCGAAGAAAAAGGCUUGCCAUGGAGCUUGAUGAAAAUGAACGGCGGUCUGCUGCUUCUACUCUGCUCGAUCUGUCUACACAUUGUGAUGCUGAUAUAGAAAAUAGUCCCCCCGGAGACAGCAACAAUGACACUGAUGUCUUUCAUAUCAAGAAGGAGCUUGAGAACUGCAGACUUCAGCUUGCAGAAACGAGAUUAAACGAGAGGUUACUGAUCAACGAACUUGGUCGUCUCCAAGAAGAAAACUCCUCUUUACGUACCGAAGUUCAGAGUUCGUUUGGUAUAAGUUUUCUUCAGGAAGAUAGGUCUGUGUCUGACAAGAGAACCAGUUUCUAUACUGGUGUGCCAAAUUUAGCAACAUUGUUGUGGAUAGUGUCCUUUGUGCAGUCAGCUCUGCCAGACUUCUCAUCAUUGAACUCACAGGCAGAUGCAGUCAUUAUUGUUUUAAUGAAAUUCAAGCUGAAUUUGCAAAACUUUGACCUUGCCAUUAGAUUUAGAAUAUCAGAAUCAACGGUGUCUAAUGUGCUUAAUAGAACAAUUCCAAUAUUAGCUGAAAAAUUGAAAUUCUUGAUUCAUUGGCCGGACAAAGAAGAUGUACUUAGAACUUUACCCCAAGUAUUCAAGCCAAAGUACAGAAACGCUAGGACAAUUAUUGAUUGUACGGAAAUUUUCAUUGAACGACCAGGGAAUUUAACGGCACGUGCAGCUACAUGGUCUAAUUACCAACAUCAUAAUACAUUGAAGUACCUGGUAGCAAUAACACCAUUGGGCUCUAUAUCAUUCGUUUCAAAAGCAUUUGGAGGACGGACGUCAGACAAAGUUGUGACAUUGAGGAGUGGUUUCUUAGAUUUGCUUGAAUAUGGUGAUUUGGUAUUAGCGGAUAGGGGUUUCCUGAUAGGCGAGGAAAUUGCAGCACGUAAUUGCUUUCUUUCAAUUCCUGCCUUUACCCGAGGACAGGCACAACUAACCCAGCAACAAGUGGAGACCAGCAGAAGUAUUGCCAGGGUUCGAAUCCAUGUUGAACGAGCAAUUGGUAGACUUAAAAACUUUAAAAUUUUGAGUACUCAGAUGUCAUUAAGUAUGGUGCCACAUUCUGACAGUGUUCUCACUAUUUGUGCUGCAAUUUGCAACUUUCAAUCAAAAUUAGUGAAGUAGAUGUUUGAAAAAUGAAAUAUACAUGCAGCAGUUGAAAAUGUAUUGACAUUUAUGGACAGUGGUGUUUACUAUAAGUAACAAAAUGUACAUAAAUUGAAGUGAAAAUAAAAAAAAUACACUUAUUCAGGUGAAAAUAUAUUUCUCAUAUUGAUCCAACAAUGUCUCAAAUCACAAAUAAUGACUGCAAUCAGAAAACAUAUUGAUAACAUAAAUAUCAACAAAUAUAUAAUUUGACUAUUAAAAUUAAGAACAUCUUGUCAUGAUUUACAAAUUGUAGAAGGUUAAUAUACGUAUCACAAGAGAAGAUAGAAAAUGCUUACAUUGUAAUAUUAUAAAUGUUUAGGUUUAGAUCCUUAUGUAAACAUAAAUUUGAUAAUAUGAGCCACGUUCUGGGAAAACUGGGCAUAAUGCAUGUGAGUUAAGUGUUGUCCUGGAUUAGCCUGUGCAGUCUCUGCACAGGCUAAUCAGGGACGACACUUACCCCUAAAUUGGAUAUUUGCUAAGUAGAGACUUCAUUGAAAUGAAAAAUGUCAUAAAAGCGGAAAGUGUCGUCCCUAAUAAGCCUGUGCAGAUUGCACAGGCUAAUCUGGGAAUACAAUUUACCCACAUGCAUUAUGCCCAGUUUCUCAGAACAUGGCUCAUUUUAUGUUAUAAUUUUUCAAUAGAGAAUUUCAGUGAAACUUUUUCAUUAAUAUACUGAAUUCUUGUCUUUAAUUGCAUUUAGAAAUAUUUGUGUUGUUAAGUUUGUUUCUCAGAAACAUGUCAUUUGAUACUUUUCA